This is a messenger RNA of Sesamum indicum (sesame), 2518 nucleotides long. RefSeq names its product Agenet and bromo-adjacent homology (BAH) domain-containing protein. Gene Ontology annotation, molecular function: chromatin binding. Lineage: Eukaryota; Viridiplantae; Streptophyta; Magnoliopsida; Lamiales; Pedaliaceae. The record is from RefSeq and is a predicted model, not a curated record.
UAAAAAAGACAUAAAAGAUUUGAAAACCAAAAGAAAGUCCUCUUCUUCAUCUAUCCUCUGUCCCUCUCCUUUUACGCGUCUGCAGUUUUGUUCAAUACUUUCUCCAAUUAGUUGAUAGUUGAUGGGGGCGAUGGCGAAUAGUUCCACGGCGUCGUAUGUCGGUUGGGAGGAGGUGGUGGUGUCGAGCGAAAAGGGCCGCCGUAAGGUUCACUAUUACCUGAAGCGCUGCGGCGGAGGCCGAGAUCUGGUGGUUGUUGGAAAGGAGAAGAGCGCAAGGCAUAUGUCGUAUCAUUAUGCGAUUAAAGACAACAAAUCCUUGCUUCCUAUCUUGAACCGUUCUUUUAGGUUGAAGCUGAGGUCUAGAAGAGAGGUCAUCGAUUGGCUCAGUUCAAUCCUUUCAGGUGAACAGCCUAAUGGUUCCCCUAGGCAGUUUCAGGGUGGGAUGGAGAGUGAGUUGGAUGCUGAUUUUAUUAAGCCUCAGAAGUUGGAGCAGUCCAGGUCUGAAUUCACGUGGUUGGGUUCAUCAUGGUUCUCCCGAAAAAGACGGGCCCACUAUCAAUCAUUCCGGCGCAAUGGUGCUGUAAUAUCUGUUCAAGACUUUGUGUAUGUAUUGGCAGAAGAAGGCAAAAGACUUGUUGCUUACUUGGAUGAUAUGUAUGAAGACACUAGAGGCAACAAGAUGGUUGUGGUACGAUGGUUUCACAAAAUUGAUGAGGUUGGUUUUGUUUUGCCUCGUAAAUAUAAUGACAGAGAGAUUUUCUUUUCUCUUUGUCUUCAAGAUCUCAGUAUUGAGUGCAUAGAUGGACUGGCAACCGUGCUAAGUCCAGAGCAUUAUGAGAAAUUUUCCGAUGAGGCUGCACGUAUGGGGUUGAUGCCUUAUGUGUGCUAUAGACAGUUUGAUAAUGAUGAUGUCAGACCAUUUGACAUAACACGCAUCAAAGGAUAUUGGAAACAGGAAAUAUUGAGGAGUAGAGCUUCAUUACGUGAACUCUCUGGUGAUGAUCUGAAGUUGAGAGGAUCUAUUGGUGAUGCUGUUGGAGAUAGACCCAAUAAAAGAAUUCGCUGGUCUAAAGAUUGUGAUGCAUACUUGAAUUCGCCUGAUAAAAAAGAGACUAUUGGAACUAGUCUACAAUUUUGUAGUGGCAGUUCGCUUGAGUCUAAAGGAGUUCUGAAAGUGGGUAGUCUAAAAGAAGGUUGCUCCUACUUAUCCUCGUCUGGCACAGAUAAUACAACACCACCGAAGACUGGGUGUCAUUUAACUGUUGGCUCGCAGGUUGAGGUGCUUUCUCAAGAUAGUGGCAUCAGAGGCUGCUGGUUUAGGGCUUCAAUCAUCAAGAAGCACAAAGAUAAGGUGAAAGUACGGUACCGCGAUCUGAAGGAUCCAGUUGAUGAUUCCAAAAAUCUUGAGGAGUGGAUCAUGGCAUCUCGAUUAGUCACACCAGACGCACUGGGAAUUCGGUUGUCUGGAAGGACCAUUGUUAGACCAACCCCGUUAUCUGAUGUCAGCAGAGUGGUUGGUGUGCUAAAUGUUGGUAGUGUUGUUGAUGCUUGGUGGCAUGAUGGAUGGUGGGAAGGAAUUGUUGUGAAGAAAGAAUCUGAAGAUAGGCUACAUAUAUACUUCCCAGAAGAAAAGCAGAAGAUAAUAUUCGGUCCUUGUGAUUUGAGGCGUUCAAAAGAAUGGUUUGCUAGUGGGUGGCAAAAUAUCAAGGAAAGACCAGACCUUGCCUCAGCAUUUUCUGGUAUAAACAGAAUAUCAGAUAUUGACCAUGAUGUUGCACCAUUUGAUAACAAAGAUCUUGCUGGCCGCAUUCAGAAUGAUGCAUUGCCUCAAACCCCGAUCAAGAUUGGCGACUCAGUGGCAGACAAUGUUGGCAAGAUGCCAAUUGAGUGUCAAGCUGUAAGAGACCUCUCAAAAGAUUAUUUACUUGCUAGGUUGCGAUGGAAAUCAUCAGGGAAGAGAAGGCGUUGCCGGAGCCCUGUUCACAAGGUCCACUUUGGUACCAAUGGUAGUAAUUUUGAGACAGGACUGCAGACAUUCAAGAAAUUCUUUGCCAGUUCGUCUUUGAAGUUUGAUCCUGACUACUGCAAAUAUGCUAGUGACUCUCACUUUAGUUCAUCGGUUGUGCCUCCUCUAACAAACUUGGUUAUGUCUAGGUGAUGUUUUUAAGAUCUUGUCUAACUUGUUUCUUGGUCUCUCUAUUAACAAGUAGUGUGGUGGAUCCAUCUGUACAUUCUUGCUGGUGGUUAGGUUGAUCCAAAUUGAUGGCUUUAGAGUAGAUUUAUUGACUUGUGCAGAAAGGUGUUUAAUGGAGAGGUGAGGCGGCCAACCAGUUCGCCCCUUUGUAUACAAUAGGUAAACAGCCUGCUGUGUGGUGUAUUGCCCGUGGACCACAGGCAGCAGUUUUGGUAUAGCGGAAUAAUCCUUAGGUGAUUCUAACUUCAUUUAGAAUGUUUCCUGAUUUUCCCUUAAAUCAUUUGUGAACUAUGUAUUUAUUUGUCAAAUAAUUUUUUUUGUUAC